AUGGCAUAUAAGUCGUUACCUUGGAAACCAAUGUUGAUUAUACGACAGAACAGAGAUCUGUGGAUUGCUCGAUCUCGAAUUUUUGUCUAGACGAGAAUAUAUUGGAGAAGUUAUGUUUAAAAAUACGUUUCAAAGUGGAUUUUUAUCCAUAUUAUACAGCAUAGGCAGCAAACCUCUUCAAAUCUGGGAUAAGAAGGUUCGAAAUGGACAUAUUAAGAGAAUAACAGAUAAUGACAUUCAGUCUCUUGUUCUUGAAAUAAUAGGGACAAAUGUGAGUACAACAUAUAUAUCUUGUCCAGCUGAUCCAACAAAGACACUUGGAAUAAAGCUUCCAUACAUGGUGAUGAUUGUCAAAAAUAUGAAAAAAUAUUUCACAUUUGAAGUACAGGUGAUUGAUGACAGAAAUGUUAGAAGACGAUUUCGUGCAAGUAAUUAUCAAAGUACAACAAGAGUUAAACCUUUCAUUUGUACAAUGCCUAUGAGGUUGGACGAAGGGUGGAAUCAAAUUCAGUUUAAUUUGUCUGAUUUCACAAGAAGAGCUUAUGGCUCAAAUUACUUGGAAACACUUAGAGUUCAGAUUCAUGCUAAUUGUCGCAUCCGACGUGUGUAUUUUUGUGACAGAAUGUACUCUGAAGAUGAAUUACCAGCAGAGUUCAAACUUUAUCUUCCAAUGCAGAAAUCAAAAACUUGAAGUUCUCCAAACGUAAUGAAAUUUUAUUGUUUUCACCAUGUUGAUGAGUCAGCAAUGAAAAAAAAUAUUAAAAUUUUUUGUUAUCAGUCAUUUCCUUUGAAAAUUUUAAUUCUUCAUAAAAUUUAAAUGAAAUU
Molecule: messenger RNA, 825 nt
Organism: Centruroides sculpturatus (bark scorpion)
Lineage: Eukaryota; Metazoa; Arthropoda; Arachnida; Scorpiones; Buthidae
Gene: Bug22
Product: cilia- and flagella-associated protein 20
Exons: 5
Coding region: 113-691 (192 amino acids)
Biological process (GO): cilium assembly; regulation of cilium beat frequency involved in ciliary motility; positive regulation of cell motility
Cellular component (GO): ciliary basal body; motile cilium
Source: RefSeq, a predicted model, not a curated record